AUGGUAGGUAGCAGGACCUAAAAUUAGCACACACUAUAUGCAGUAGCUAAUAUUAAAUGUGCAGUAGCAAAUUUAAAAGUGUGCAUUAUUUUUUGUACUCUAUCUGAAGUUAUUUUGUUUUUAAUUUUAAAAUGUUCAGUUAUAUAGGUGUCAACUAUCAAAGACUUUUAAAGAAAAAUGUCUUAGAUUGUAUUUAUUAUAACUAACUAUUAAUAAAUACCAAAAACAAUUAUGCUACGAAGUUAUAUGUGACAUGUGUACUACUAAGUCUAUGUUUAUUAUUUAAAAAUAUUUUGUAGUAUGGAAUUAUAGGUGUGCAGUAGUAAAACACCCUAAUUUUAGGCCCUGGUAGGUAGUUCAUUUUACAUAAUUAAUUACUACAUAAUUAAAUGUGAACCUUUGGACUAGUUGUGGCCUAUAAUUAUAAAAUAUUUUAUAUAUUUUUACAUGUCAAUAUUAAUUUAUACACACCAUGUCGGCGUUAAGUUGUAAACCGAAAAAAAUUAUCACACUCAGUAGGUUAAAGGUGACACCACUGACACGAUAUGGAGCACAUAGUUGACAUGUUUUUGAAAAAGACGGGAUGCAACGACGACCGCAGUUAUGACACAAUGUGUCAGGUAUUUUUUAUCUACUUUGAGUUAGCCAUCACUCUGUUCUUUGCCGUGUCGAGUUGCCUGUCGAUCGUCAACUCGACGGAAGGCCUAUCGGUUCGCCUUUACGGACUAUUAUGCUUCCUUAUCGAGAGUCACAUUUUUUUUUUCAUAGCCGUCCGGUUAUACUAUCUGCCACAAUUUCGCGAUAUGUACCAGCGUACGCUGAAAAUGGGUAUCCCGGAAAACUUUAGACAGAGAAUCGCAAUGGUAAUCAAACAUCACUUUAUCAUAUCGAACGUGUUUGUGUCAGUUUCUAUGUUGUACACGAUUUCAAUGGAUUGGGUGCAGAUGGGCGAUCCGUUCACGUUCCCCUUCAUAGACGUGUUGCCGAUAAAAACGACAAACUUGACUAUUUACGUGUGCAAAUAUAUAUUAUACACUUUGCCCGUGUACAUUGCACACUUCGAAACCUGUUUCUUGAAUGUGACGUUUAUGUAUUCGACGGGCGUCAUGAAGAGAUAUUUUCAAAUACUCGACGGACAGGUCGAAGAAGCUAUGGUAAACAAGGAUGAGCAGCAAUUAAAAAUCGCAAUUAAACACCAUCAAGAGGUGUUGAAAUUUUUCAAUGAUAUGAAGACGGCAUAUGAGAAACCAAUAUUAAUGACAAUAGAAUUUUGUGGAUUAUAUGUUGGUUUGACUAGUUAUUUCAGUAUUUUAGUCAUACAGGGUUAUAUUCAUCAAAUAAUAUUGGGAUUAUGUAUAGUUAGUAGUAUCGCGUCUCUCAUAACAAUUAUAAUUUAUUGCAUUUAUGCAAGUAAUAUGUAUGAUUUACAUGAUGGUAUAUUGAGCGCUCUUUUUGAACACCGUUCCGUUUAUUCUCGAGACAACUCAUUAAAACGUCUCAUUUCAAUAAUGAUGACAAGAGCCACAAUACCAUUAGAAUUCAAAGCUGCUUCUGUUUUUACCAUAAACUUAAAUCUACUUAUCAAAAUUCUAAAAUGUGUAUACACGGUGUUUAAUGUAUUAUUAACUUCAAUCAGUCGCAAAUUGAAAGAAACUGCAGUAUGAAAACAAAGUAUAUAAUGUAUAAAUAAAGGCAUUUUUAGUGAUUUCAAUGAUAAAAACGUUUUCAUUUAUAAUUCCGAAAUGUUUUUUUAAGUCAAAUUUUAUUUUCAUAUUUUAA
Messenger RNA from Aphis gossypii (cotton aphid), 1779 nucleotides. RefSeq lists its product as uncharacterized. Lineage: Eukaryota; Metazoa; Arthropoda; Insecta; Hemiptera; Aphididae. Gene Ontology annotation, molecular function: odorant binding; olfactory receptor activity. The transcript has 5 exons. The record is from RefSeq and is a predicted model, not a curated record. Gene Ontology annotation, biological process: detection of chemical stimulus involved in sensory perception of smell; sensory perception of smell. Bases 546 to 1664 code for a protein of 372 amino acids. Gene Ontology annotation, cellular component: plasma membrane.